UGCACAGGACUGAGACGCGAUUGGCGCUGACGGCAGCAGCAGGCACGAGCUCGCGGAGCUGUGACACAAGCGGACAGGCAGAGGACAUCCACGGCACGAUAACUGCUCCUGUAUCAGCGAGGCGGCUGCGGCGGUUGUGCGAGAGGACCUGUACGGCCACGCCGCGCUCAUCACCAGCAACUCUUUUCGGAAUUACGGAUAACGUUACACCCCUUGCUGAAGUUUGCUUCCGAUCGCGAGGAUUAUGCCUUUCGAACACAUUCCAAUUUGGGUGUAAUUCAUAAUACAACCGGGAGGAAACUGGGGAUAGACGCGGGGGCAUCGCUUCGCUAAGCUAGCAACUUCGCUCCAGAUUCGGCUAACGUUAACUAGCUAGCCUUACAGAUAGCAAACAAUCUGGUGUCUGUUUGUAGCAUUUUGUGUGUUUUACUCUGUUGGAGUUCUCUCUUUGACCAUAGAGUUCAGGGGGCAGUUUAGUUUCUGCUGUUUGCGUGAAGGAACGUCGCACGCGUGAGUGAAGACACGGUGGAGUUAAGGUGAAUCUGUCCCGAGCUGACCAUGGAGAACGCACACACAAAGACUGUAGAGGAAGUUUAUAGCUAUUUCACUGUCAAUGAAAGCACGGGGCUGGCUCUGGAGCAGGUGAAGAGGCAGAGGGAGAAAUGGGGACCGAACGAGCUGCCAGCCGAAGAAGGGAAGUCUUUGUGGGAGCUCGUCGUUGAACAGUUUGAAGAUCUAUUAGUCAGAAUCCUUCUGCUGGCGGCUUGUAUAUCUUUUGUACUGGCGUGGUUCGAGGAGGGCGAGGAGACAAUCACGGCCUUUGUGGAGCCUUUUGUAAUUUUACUAAUUCUCAUAGCCAACGCCAUUGUAGGGGUGUGGCAGGAGCGGAACGCUGAGAAUGCCAUCGAGGCCCUGAAAGAGUAUGAGCCGGAGAUGGGGAAGGUGUACCGGCAGGACAGGAAGAGCGUCCAGAGGAUCAAAGCCAGGGACAUCGUGCCGGGGGACAUCGUGGAAGUGGCCGUUGGAGACAAGGUUCCUGCCGACAUUCGUCUCACAUCAAUCAAAUCUACAACCCUGAGGGUGGACCAGUCCAUCCUGACCGGGGAGUCCGUAUCGGUCAUUAAGCACACUGACCCUGUACCAGACCCCCGCGCUGUCAACCAGGACAAGAAGAACAUGCUCUUUUCUGGCACGAACAUCGCGGCGGGCAAGGCGGUGGGCGUGGUGGUGGCGACGGGCGUGAACACGGAGAUCGGGAAGAUCCGCGACGAGAUGGCGUCCACGGAGCAGGAGCGCACACCGCUGCAGCAGAAGCUGGACGAGUUCGGCGAGCAGCUGUCCAAGGUCAUCUCCCUCAUCUGCAUCGCCGUGUGGAUCAUCAACAUCGGCCACUUCAACGACCCCGUGCACGGCGGCUCCUGGAUCCGCGGCGCCAUCUACUACUUCAAGAUCGCCGUGGCGCUGGCCGUGGCCGCCAUCCCCGAGGGGCUGCCCGCCGUCAUCACCACCUGCCUGGCACUGGGCACGCGCCGCAUGGCCAAGAAGAACGCCAUCGUCCGCAGCCUGCCCUCCGUCGAGACGCUGGGCUGCACCUCCGUCAUCUGCUCCGACAAGACCGGCACCCUCACCACCAACCAGAUGUCCGUCUGCAGGAUGUUCAUCAUUGACUCAGCACAUGGGGACAGCUGCUCUCUGAGUGAAUUCACCAUCACCGGAUCCACAUACGCACCUGAGGGGGAAGUGCUCCAGAAUGGGCAACCUGUGAGGUGUUCUAAGUACGACAGCCUGGUGGAGAUGGCCACAAUCUGCGCUCUCUGCAACGACUCCUCUCUGGACUACAACGAGACCAAAGGCGUAUAUGAAAAAGUGGGCGAAGCCACUGAAACCGCACUCACCUGCCUGGUGGAGAAGAUGAACGUGUUUGACACCAAUGUCAAGAACCUGUCCAAGAUUGAGAGGGCCAAUGCCUGCAACUCAGUGGUGAAGCAGCUGAUGAAGAAGGAGUUCACCCUGGAGUUCUCCAGAGACAGGAAGUCCAUGUCCGUGUACUGCACCCCCAACAAAGCGCGUUCAUCCAUCGGCAAGAUGUUUGUCAAGGGUGCUCCAGAGGGGGUGAUUGACAGGUGCACCCACGUGCGGGUCGGGGGCGACAAGGUGGUGAUGACGCCGGGCAUUAAGGAGCGUAUCCUGUCGGUGAUCCGGGAGUACGGCACAGGCCGCGAUACGCUGCGCUGCCUGGCGCUCGCCACGCGAGACAACCCGACGCGCAAGGAGGACAUGGUGCUGGAUGACUCGUCACGCUUCAUCGAGUACGAGACGGACCUGACGUUCGUGGGCUGUGUGGGGAUGCUGGAUCCCCCCAGGGCGGAGGUCGCCGCCUCCAUCAAGCUGUGCAGCCGCGCGGGCAUCCGUGUCAUCAUGAUCACUGGCGACAACAAGGGCACGGCCGUGGCCAUCUGCCGCCGCAUCGGCAUCUUCGGACCGGACGAGGACGUCACCGGCAUGGCCUACACCGGCCGCGAGUUCGACAACCUGUCCCCCGCCGGCCAGCGCGACGCCGUCAUCAAGGCCCGCUGCUUCGCCCGCGUCGAACCGUCCCACAAGUCCAAGAUCGUGGAGUACCUGCAGUCCUACAACGAGAUCACUGCCAUGACAGGAGACGGGGUGAACGACGCCCCUGCCCUGAAGAAAUCCGAGAUCGGGAUCGCCAUGGGCUCUGGGACGGCCGUGGCCAAGACAGCGUCCGAGAUGGUCCUCGCCGACGACAACUUCGCCACCAUCGUGGCGGCGGUGGAAGAGGGCAGGGCCAUCUACAACAACAUGAAGCAGUUCAUCCGCUACCUCAUCUCCUCCAACGUGGGCGAGGUGGUCUGCAUCUUCCUGACAGCAGCUUUGGGCUUCCCUGAGGCACUGAUCCCAGUUCAGCUGCUGUGGGUGAACCUGGUGACAGACGGCCUGCCGGCCACCGCCCUGGGGUUCAACCCUCCUGACCUGGACAUCAUGAACAAGCCCCCCCGCAAUGCCCGCGAGCCCCUCAUCUCCGGCUGGCUCUUCUUCAGAUACCUGGCCAUAGGCUGUUAUGUUGGCGCGGCCACAGUGGGCGCAGCUGCCUGGUGGUUUGUUGCUGCUGAGGAUGGACCAAGGAUCACCUUCUACCAGCUGAGCCACUUCCUGCAGUGUUCCCCUGACAAUCCAGAGUUCCAGGGUCUGGAGUGUCACAUGUUCGAGUCGCCCUAUCCCAUGACCAUGGCCCUGUCAGUGUUGGUGACCAUUGAGAUGUGCAACGCCCUCAACAGUGUUUCAGAGAACCAGUCCCUGCUGCGCAUGCCCCCCUGGGAGAAUGUGUGGCUGCUGGGGGCCAUCUGCCUCUCCAUGUCCCUGCACUUCCUCAUCCUCUAUGUGGAGCCCCUGCCGAUGAUCUUCCAGAUCACUCCUCUGAACUUGACCCAGUGGCUGAUGGUGCUGAAGAUCUCACUGCCGGUGAUCCUGCUGGACGAGGUGCUCAAGUUCAUAGCGCGAAACUACCUGGAGCCCGGUAAAGAGCUGGAUAAGCCUGCAGGCGGGGCCUGCUCCUUCUCCACCUGCAUGGAGGGCGUGUCCUGGCCCUUUGUGGCCCUCUUCUUCCCCUUGGUGCUGUGGCUGUACAGCACCGACACUAACAUGUCCGACUUAUUCUGGUCCUGACUUACAUGAGCAUGAGACCUUGUUUGUGUGUGUGUGUGUGUGUGUGUGUGUGUGUGUGUGUGCACGAGUGUAAGGGUGGAAAUUAACACAAACCUAAUUAAUCAUAAAAAAAACAAACAAUAAACAUUUGUAAAAAGAAUCUUUAAAUGGGGUGAAGAAGCAACAGAAUUGUGGUCACGGUUUAUAACUUGUAUCUGUAACCAUCAAUACAAUACUGCUCCCUGGUCAUUUUAUUGAAUUGGUUGCAGAAUUUUGUUGUCAAGUUUUUUUUUCUUUUGUUUUUGUUAUUGCUUUUUAAAUUUGUAUUUUUUUUAAAGCCAGUUAGGAUUAUUAUUUGUCUUGAUAUGUUUCAUUCCAAAACAAAUCUUUUUUUUAAAUGCAAAAUAUAUAUUCUCUCCUCCCCAUUCACAAGGCAUUGGAAAAACUGUCUAAUGUGUAGAGAUUUAACACUAUUUUAUGCAAAUCUUUUUUUGUGAAGUUUUCAAAAGUAGGAGGGAUACAGAAUCAUUUACUAAUGUUUACCAUUGUGUCUUCAGUAUGAAUUUACAACCCUUUCUGAGCAAAUGGCACAGAAUAACAAGAAGGAUUUGCCUGUUUUGUUUGCAAAUCAUGAAGAACACCCCAGAAACAGAAGCUGCGCAUUCCAGGUUCCUGCAUGAACUAUACAUGGCUUUUUUAACACUUUAAUUUAUUCAUUCAUCAACCGCCCCCCCAGAUGUAAAAUUGAACGUGUUUGUUCUGUUCUUUUUUUACACGUAAUUUUUCCAGUAUGAUUCAAAAGCCAGUUUUUCUGCACUCGGCAGAGCAAAGCUACCUCAGUAAAAUCAAUGGUCUCUUCUUUCUGGAUGCUCUCCCCUAAUGAGCUUUUCACUGCAUUUAUACUUUAGUAGUCAGCCCUGAGGUACGCCCCCGAUUGGCUGGUGCAGAAAAAAUCCAUCCAUCCUGGUCCUAUGUUUUUAGGAUAAUUUUGCUUCUGUCGAAAAAAUGUUUGUUUUGGGGGAUCUGUUGAUGGAGUGUAAUAGUAAUGUCCAGAUAAUUUGGAAACUGUCAUUCAGAACAAACUACCUGAUCUAUUCUUUUUUGCCCCCUUUGAGGAAAAAAAAUACAAUCACUUGAACCUUUGAAUCUAGGCUUUUGUCUUCAUUAAUGAGAUAGCUUAAUAGGAUAAUUUUAUAUCAUUAGAGCAGGAUAGUUUAAAAAUAAUAGGAGGGAAUAGCUUUUGCCCAUAGUUGAGUUAUAUGUAUGACAGUUACAUUUACCAAGUGGAUGGUUAAUUUAAAGAUGAGCUAAAAUCCACUCUCAGUUUAAUGGAACAAUUCCAGCAAAGAUUUUGUUGGCUGUAUUGCUGGAUGUUGCCGUACGGAGGUCUGCAUCUCUUACCAGCAGGACCUCUGAAAUGUCCAAUGUACCAGCACUUCACAAACUGUACUGAACAGCUGUGAUUUAGAUGAGAAUGUAGUGUACCUCUGUAAAGCAUGUGUCUAACACCACCAAAGGCCUGUUCCCAGUGAGGCCAUUUAGCGAGGCUGUUAAAACGGCUUUUUUUCGUUCACUUCUUUCCAUUGGCUUCCCUAACAACGUGAGUAUCCUGUGUCUGCAUGUCCUUCUCAACACGCCGAUUUGCCUCUUCAUCCAUCACUCACACACAGCCCCACCCAUCUGCACCUCAAAAAAUCACUGUCCUGGGAGAGGCCAGAUUAGGCCGAUCACAUUUUUAUUUAGGUCCAACUUGUUGGUGAAUAUCCUGGCAAUCAGUGGCUCAUAUUUAUAGUGGAAAGAGUUGUUGCAGUCAGCAUUUGACAGUGAACUUUAAAGUGUUCCACAGCUAUAGGGUAAGGGUCUAACAUCCACUUUCCUGGUUUAUGGAUGAAAAAAUUGUGUGUCUAGUUCAACCUUAUGUUAUAGAGAAUAAUCUUAUUGAUGUACCAUCCACUGCUCUAACCUAAAGCAGUUUCAGGUUUGGCCAUAACCAGCUGUAUUCAUGUUGACCAAUGGAAUUGCUCCUUACAUCCAUCAGGAGGAAAAUAAAGCUCAUGUUCUUUCAGUAAAAUUAAAUCUCAUCUCUCAUGGGUGUUCUGAUUUAAAAAAAAAAAAAUAGCAUUCCGAUAAGCUUCACUCCACACUCACUCUAGACAAAAUCUCUCCUACUCCAUCAAUAAGAUGGUCACAAGGCCCAAAUAAUUCUGUCUGCAAAGGACCUUAAUGGUCAGAAGAGAUGGCCUGCUAAUGUCCAUUCCUUGCUUUCAGUUCCCAUUGGCUCCAGAUGCUCAGUCUCAGUCUGGUCCAUCUCUUCACCAGUCAAGUCAAAUGUAUUCAUUUGACUGGUUCUUUGAACAAAAAAAAAAGCUUUAGUCAGAAAUGUGGGCGGAAUCUCUCCUCUGACAUCACUGAAACCUUUAUGACCUCAGUAUUACAAAGUGAAUGUGGGUGAAACUCUUAUCCCCCUUUCAUCAGUCCUAUCCCAGAAUGCCUCACUCAGACACAGCUGGCCCUAAAUUCUUUGCAUGGGUGUGCCCCUACUGUGUAGUGAAUCUAUCAGCACAUUAAGAAAUAAGUAGUGGAAAGAUACUUGACAUUAUUUUUACUGUUCAAAAGAGCAUUAUGUCUUCCCUAAGAGUACAUAAAAAUUGCCACACACAUCUGACAAAGGUAUUUGACUUGAAGAACACAGCCUCCCCAUUUAUUCCUUCCUCUUUCUCUUCUCUUUCGCUGUGAUUUCACUUCAUGCCGCCUCUGAUAGGACUUUGCUUUUUCCUGCAGCAAGUGACUUGUAAGCCCCUCCCCUCUCCUCUCGAAUCCUUUGCAGAAUCUGUAAGGUUUUUUUUUUUCCAUGAUUUGCAUGCGUGUGGUGAGCAGCACAUCUUUCCAGACAUGCAUGUAAAAUGUGUGAAGAA
Megalops cyprinoides (Indo-Pacific tarpon) is the source of this 6578-nucleotide messenger RNA. RefSeq names its product ATPase sarcoplasmic/endoplasmic reticulum Ca2+ transporting 2b (gene atp2a2b). Gene Ontology annotation, cellular component: membrane. Gene Ontology annotation, biological process: calcium ion transmembrane transport; intracellular calcium ion homeostasis. The coding region runs from base 559 to 3684 and encodes 1041 amino acids. Lineage: Eukaryota; Metazoa; Chordata; Actinopteri; Elopiformes; Megalopidae. The transcript has 21 exons. The record is from RefSeq and is a predicted model, not a curated record. Gene Ontology annotation, molecular function: ATP hydrolysis activity; ATP binding; P-type calcium transporter activity.